Messenger RNA from Colletotrichum graminicola M1.001, 3360 nucleotides. Its product is annotated as MutS domain V. Gene Ontology annotation, cellular component: nucleus. The record is from RefSeq and is a predicted model, not a curated record. Gene Ontology annotation, molecular function: ATP binding; mismatched DNA binding; ATP-dependent DNA damage sensor activity. The coding region runs from base 1 to 3360 and encodes 1119 amino acids. Gene Ontology annotation, biological process: mitotic recombination; mismatch repair. NCBI's taxonomy places the organism in Eukaryota, Fungi, Ascomycota, Sordariomycetes, Glomerellales, Glomerellaceae. The transcript has a single exon.
AUGGCGCCGAAGUCGAAACUCCCCGAGAAGAAGCAGCAGUCACUCACCAACUUCUUUCAACCCAAGACUGUCAAUGGUCUUGCCGCCGCCUUCCAAAAGUCCCAGUCCGAAUCCCGAACGAGGCCGUCCGAGUCUCCAGAGGCUUCACGCAAGCGACCUCUAGUAGAGGAUGCAGACAAGGUCCACAAUGGCUUAGAAAAGAACCCCAAGAGGACAAAGAGGGGGAAGGAGGAGAAUUCAGAUGCUACAGACGAGGAGGAAGACCCUGUCUUCGCUCCAGGAGCCAAACAGCCUGCGGCCGAGCUCAAUUCCAAGGCGUCUACGGCUGCCAAUCGGGCAGGACGGUUCACGUACAGCCAGACCUCAGAUGUAAAUGCUGAUGAGGAGGAUAAUGAAGACCCAUCCACGAAAAAACGCAAGGAGGAGCUGCACAACAAGUUCGUGAAGAAGCUGGGCCACCCAGACAGCAUGCUUUGGCGGCGGCGGAGGGAGGACGACAACGAAGCUGCUGAGGGAGAAGAGGGCGAGGAGGACGAUGAAGACGAGGCCCCUCCGGCGCCCAAGGCUAAGAAGGGAGGCGCAAGAGCGAACAAGAAGCUCACGCCAAUGGAGCUUCAGUUCCUCGAAAUCAAACGCAAGCAUCUCGACACUGUGCUCAUCGUCGAGGUUGGCUACAAGUUCCGGUUCUUUGGGGAGGACGCACGCAUUGCUGCCAAGGAGCUCAGCAUCGUCUGCAUUCCGGGCAAGUACCGCUACGACGAGCACUCUUCGGAGGCACACUGGGACCGGUUUGCCUCGGCGAGCAUUCCGGUACACCGGCUGCCCGUCCACGCCAAGCGUCUCGUCGCUGCUGGCCACAAGGUCGGGGUGGUCCGCCAGAUCGAAACGGCUGCUCUCAAGAAGGCUGGCGACAACCGCAACGCACCGUUCAUCCGUAAGUUGACCAACGUCUACACCAAAGGUACCUAUAUCGACGAGAACGGAGAGUUGGAAACCGGUGGCGAUGGAGGUGCUCCGUCAGGGGGCUACCUACUGUGUAUUACCGAGACCCCGACAAAUGGGCAGGGCACGGAUGAGAAGGUCGAGGUCGGAAUAGUUGCCGUGCAACCGACGACCGGGGAUAUCAUCUACGACACCUUCGAGGAUGGCUUCAUGCGAAGUGAGAUCGAGACACGGCUUCUUCACAUCUCCCCUUGCGAGUUCGUUAUCGUCGGUGACCUCACCAAGGGAUCCGAUAAGCUCGUGCAACAUCUCUCUGGGAGCAGCACAAAUGUUUUUGGAGACCGCAGCCGUGUCGAGCGCGUCCCUCGCACCAAGACCAUGGCCGCCGAGGCAUACUCGCACAUCACACAGUUCUACGCAGACAAGCUGCAGCAAACUCCGGACGCCGCCGCCUCGUCUCUCCUUGAGCGUAUCCUCCACCUCCCUGAACCCGUCACUAUCUGCCUUUCCGCCAUGAUCAACCAUCUCAAGGAGUAUGGCCUCGAACACGUCUUCGAUUUAACCAAGAACUUCACCAGCUUCUCGGCACGUCAGCAUAUGCUCCUGAACGGAACAACGCUUGAGGCCCUUGAGGUCUAUCGCAAUGCUACCGACCACUCUGAGCGUGGCUCUCUCUUCUGGGCCCUGGACAAGACGACCACCCGCUUCGGCCAGCGCCUGCUCCGUAAAUGGGUGGGCCGGCCGCUUCUCGACGUCUCCCGCCUCGAAGAACGCGUCGCCGCCGUUCAGGAACUCGUCGAUGAGCAAUCCUCCGCCAAGGUCGACCGCUUAGUGGCGCUGCUUUCCGGCACCAAGACCGACCUCGAGCGCAGUCUGAUCCGCAUCUACUACGGCAAAUGCACCCGUCCAGAGCUCCUCUCCGUCCUCCAAACACUUCAACGUAUUGCCAUGCAAUACUCGACUGUAAAGUCGGCUGAUGCCACGGGCUUUACCUCUCCGCUCAUCUCCUCUGCCAUCCUCUCCCUCCCUCACAUCCUUGACCUGGUCGUCUCGUACCUUGACAAGAUCAACCCGGAGGCUGCUCGGAAGGAUGACAAGUACAACUUCUUCCGUGAGUCCGAACAAACCGAGGACAUUGAAGACCACAAAAUGGGCAUCGUCGCUGUCGAGCAGUCCCUCGACGAACACCGUUCCGAGGCUGCCUCCUCCCUCUCGCGUAAGAAACCCGUCGACUACGUCACCGUGUCGGGCAUUGAGUACCUCAUCGAGGUCAACAACACAGACCUCAAAUCCAUUCCCGCCUCCUGGAUCAAGAUUUCGGGCACCAAGAAGCUUUCACGCUUCCACACACCCGCCGUCGUCCGCCUCAUCGCUGAACGUGACCAGCAUCGCGAGGCCCUUGCCGCCGCCUGCGACGCUGCCUUCACCUCCCUCCUCCACACCAUUGCGGACGCAUACCAGCCUCUCCGCGACGCAGUCUCCUCCCUCGCGACCCUUGACUGCCUUCUCUCCCUUUCCCGCGUCGCUGCCCUCCCCGGCUACACCAAACCGACCUUCCUCCCCGCCCCGACCCAGCCCACAAUCUCAAUCACCCAAGGCCGCCACCCGAUCGCCGAACACACUCUCUCGGAUCCCUACAUCCCUUUCACGACGAGCCUCUCCUCCCCGUCCCCGCUGGCGCACCUCAUCACGGGCCCCAACAUGGGCGGAAAGUCCUCUUUUGUCCGCGCUGUGGCCCUCCUCGUCCUCCUCGCUCAGAUCGGCUCCUUCGUCCCCGCCGACGAGUUCUCCCUGACCCUCGCCGACGCGAUUCACGUCCGCAUGGGUGCCCGCGACAACCUCGCCGCGGGCGAGUCCACCUUCAUGGUCGAGGUCUCGGAGACGGCCCGCAUCCUUCGCGCCGCCACCCCGCGCUCCCUCGUCGUCCUCGACGAGCUCGGCAGGGGCACUUCGACCCACGACGGCGCCGCCAUUGCCCACGCCGUCCUCGACCAUGUCGUCCGUGAGAACAGGUGCCUCACUCUCUUCAUCACGCAUUACCAGAACCUCGCCCGCCUGGCCGAUGGCAUCGGCGAGGGCCUUGUCAAGAACGUUCACAUGCGCUUCACAGCGACACGUAAAGCUGGGACGGAGGAGGGAGACGGGGACGAGGGCGGUGAGGACGCGGGUGCCGACGAGGAAAUCACCUUCCUGUAUGAAGUCGGAGAAGGCGUUGCGCACAGGUCAUAUGGAUUGAACGUCGCACGUCUGGCCCGGAUACCCCGCAAGGUCAUCGAAGUGGCCGCGCAAAAGUCGCGCGAAAUGGAGCAAAACGUAGCAGCGCGAAGACUAAGGAGCACAGCCCGUCUCCUUGCUGAGGUGAUGGAGAACCAACCGGAUCAGCUUGACCAUUUAAUCUCGAACAUAGACCAACUCUAG